Molecule: messenger RNA, 1620 nt
Organism: Anopheles darlingi
Lineage: Eukaryota; Metazoa; Arthropoda; Insecta; Diptera; Culicidae
Gene: Ids
Product: iduronate 2-sulfatase
Exons: 3
Coding region: 41-1609 (522 amino acids)
Molecular function (GO): iduronate-2-sulfatase activity
Source: RefSeq, a predicted model, not a curated record
ACAGACUAUCACCGUCGAGGAUCGUCACAGAAGGACAAAAAUGGACCCUUGGUCGACGGCGCUCUUAUCGGGGAUCGUCCUGAUAACGCUCGCUGCACGAAGUUAUCAUGCGCAGCUCGUCGAACGCCCAAACGUGCUACUGAUCGUUCUGGAUGACUUUCGACCGGCGAUCCGACAAGGAUAUGGGGACGAAAACGCGAUCACACCCAACCUCGAUCGGCUUGUUCAAACGGGAUAUCAUUUUGAAAAUGUCUUCGCACAGCAAGCACUUUGCGCCCCGAGCCGCAACUCCAUGCUGACCGGUCGUCGUCCAGAUACUGUACGGUUGUAUGAUUUCUACAGCUACUGGCGCGAAUUUUCCGGCAAUUUCACGACCCUGCCACAGUAUUUCAAGCAGCAAGGCUAUCGCACUCACUCGGUGGGAAAGAUCUUUCAUCCUGGUGCUUCAUCGAACUUUACGGACGAUUACCCGCUUAGUUGGUCCUCCCCGACGUUCCAUCCGCAAUCGGAUCCCUUCUCUAACUCCCCGGUUUGUCCCGAUCCGCAGGAUGGCGGGCGAUUGCACCGCAAUCUGCUCUGUCCGGUGAUACCGGAGAGGCAACCGUUUCACACUCUGCCAGAUAUUGAAAGUACCCAGGAGGCGGCACGAUUUCUCCGGGAAGCAAGGAACGAACCCUACUUUCUCGCGGUUGGCUAUCGUAAACCACACAUUCCGUUUCGUAUCCCGGUGGAAUACCUGAAUCAACAUCCGCAGACCAAGUUUCAAACGGUUGGCAAUGACCAGCGACCGUAUGGAUUACCGUCGGUGGCUUGGGCUCCUUUCUUGGAUGUACGCAAUCGGGACGAUUUCGAACGGCUAGAUGUACCAUUCCCUUACGGUCGCAUUCCGGAAGAUUUUCAGCAGCGAAUCCGUCAACACUAUUACGCGGCCGUGACCUAUGUGGAUGAUCUCAUCGGACGGUUGCUGGCGGAAGUCAAGAUGGAUCAAACGAUCGUAAUGGUCACGUCCGACCAUGGAUGGUCACUCGGCGAGCAUGGGGAGUGGGCAAAGUAUAGUAAUUACGAUGUCGCCCUUAGGGUUCCACUGAUACUCGUUACCCCAACGCUUCCCACCGGCAAUGGCAUGAAGAUAGAGAAUGUUGUAGAGCUAUUGGAUGUAUUUCCGACUCUUGUAGACCUGGCCGGACUAGCACCGGUACCUGCUUGUAGUAAACAACGACCGCACAAAGCGGUGGCUUGUGUUGAAGGUAAAUCGCUCGUAUCAUUACUAAUCAAUACCACCGUUGAUCGGAAUCACGAAGAGCAAUGGGUUGCCUACAGUCAGUUUCCGAGGCCCGGUAUUGAGCCGAGCGUGGUACCAAGCAGUGACGAACCGAAAUUACGAUACAUCAAAAUCAUGGGUUACAGUCUACGCACCGCACGCUUCCGCUACACGGCAUGGAUACAAUUCAAUCCCGAUACUUUCAAGCGAGACUGGAACACUGUGUAUGGCGAAGAGAUGUACGAUCACCUGAUCGACGAGCAGGAAAACCUGAAUCUUGCUGACCGACCGCAGCUUCAGCUUAUCAAAGACUCUCUGCGAGCAAUCUUGCAGGCCAAGUUUCCUUAACUGUGACGGAG